AUGGCCGACGAACUCGACUUCACCACGGGCGAUGCCGGCGCCUCCUUCACGUACCCCAUGCAGUGCUCGGCGCUGCGGAAGAACGGCUUCGUGGUGCUCAAGGGCCGCCCCUGCAAGAUCGUGGAGAUGUCCACCUCGAAGACGGGCAAGCACGGCCACGCCAAGGUCCACUUGGUUGGUAUUGAUAUCUUCACUGGUAAAAAAUAUGAAGAUAUUUGUCCUUCAACUCAUAACAUGGAUGUUCCAAAUAUCAAGAGGAACGACUACCAGCUGAUAGGUAUUCAGGAUGGAUAUCUCUCCCUGCUGACAGAAAGUGGUGAAGUUCGUGAGGAUCUAAAGUUGCCAGAAGGGGAUCUUGGCAAAGAAAUAGAAGUAAAAUUCAAUGCCAAUGAAGAUGUGCAGAUAUCUGUCAUAAGUGCAAUGAAUGAAGAAUGUGCUGUAGCCAUAAAGCCUUGCAAGUAAAGAGGAUCACCAGGCUCGGGCAGCUGCUCAGGUCUGGACAAACCACAGAUCUAUAAAUUUGGUUCUUAUUGUCACCAAAGCUCUGGCCUUCACAAGCAACCUCAUUUCUUUUUUGAAUUGUUAAAAAGCAGUGCUGGAUUCUGGAUUAAUGUUGCAGGCUAACUGGCAGUUUUCAAAAUCACUGAGAUUUUAAUUCCUUAAUUGUAACUAUUUUAACAUUCCUGUGGGUUUCAGCUAUGGAUCUGAGAAACCAAUCAGGUGUUACUAGUGGAUAUAUUUUUAUUUGCUUGAGCAAAACAGUGUUUGUCUGUAUGAACAGACAAAAUACAGUAUUCAGGGGCUUUUAGAUAAGCUGGUAGAUAUCUAGGGUUAUAAAGUGACCUAGAGCACAAAUAGUAUUUUUCUUGACAUGUUUAGGUAGAACUGACAAUAAAAGUAGCUUCUUUUUUUUGUUUUGUUUUGUUUGGGUUUCUUUGUUUGUUUGUUGGUUGGUUGGUUUGGUUUGGUUUUUUAAAGCUUAAGUAUUUUGUGGAUUGGGACUCUUGCAGAACUGUAGGUGCCAAUCACAACUUUUAGACCAAGAAACUCAAGUGAUCAAAAACGCCAGCUGGCUUGACCAAGCCCCAGUGGCCAUGUGCAACUUAACUGUAUUACCUCUGUAUUCUUCUUUGCCAACUUGUUGGCUUAUUGUAAUGAUAAAAUGGUGUCAAAGCCUACCUGUGGUUUAGGCAGGCUGUUGGAAUAUUGGGUAGGUAAGACAUAGAUAGGUCAGGGGGACACAAAGGUGAGAAUGGAUGUUAAAGCUAUAGACUUUCACUCGAGGCCUUUGUCAGACUUGAAAAAUAAAAUAGAAAAAUGCAGUUCAAUUGCUUUCCUUUAUUGUAUUUAUCUUAAACUAUAAAAGGGUGACAAACUCCAUGGGAAUAAUCUGUUGCAGUGCUUCCAGCUUUAGGUUUUAAUCUUCAGGUUCAGACCAUACUUUUGUAGCACA
Molecule: messenger RNA, 1453 nt
Organism: Indicator indicator
Lineage: Eukaryota; Metazoa; Chordata; Aves; Piciformes; Indicatoridae
Gene: EIF5A2
Product: eukaryotic translation initiation factor 5A2
Exons: 4
Coding region: 1-462 (153 amino acids)
Biological process (GO): positive regulation of translational elongation; positive regulation of translational termination
Molecular function (GO): translation elongation factor activity; RNA binding; ribosome binding
Source: RefSeq, a predicted model, not a curated record